AUGGGCGGGGUCCGCCAUUACUCCCCUCCACCUCAGAAUGCAAUACCAGCGGCCAAGCAGAAGUAUGUACCAACCAGUGGCACAUAUCCUAAAGGCUUCCUUGUCUCGGGAACCCACGUUGGAGUCAAGCCUACAAACAAAAACACACCAGACCUGGCUUUCCUUGCCUCGGAGACACCAUGUGCUGCAGCUGCAGUAUUUACAAAGAACAAGUUUCAGGCCGCACCUGUGACCGUUAGCAGAGAAAUGCUGAAGAGGAGGAAUAAUAGCGGCAUCCGUUCCGUAAUUGUCAACUCGGGAUGUGCAAAUGCGGUGACCGGGAAGGGAGGUAUGGAAGAUGCAGAGAAGAUGGGGGAAGAGGCCGAUAAGUGCUUCGAUCAAACCAAUGAUGGAAAGAGAGGAAGCUCAAUUGUUAUGAGUACUGGGGUAAUUGGCCAGAGGUUACCAAUUCGAAAGAUUUUACAAGGAAUCCCUGCUGCAUUUGAUGCUCUAGGAAGCUCACACGACCAUUGGCUUACUGCAGCGCGAGCAAUCUGCACGACUGAUACUUUCCCAAAACUUAUCUCCCGAACAUUUUCCCUGCCUUCCUCUCCAUCCAUCGAAUAUAAGAUUGCAGGGAUGACCAAGGGUGCUGGAAUGAUCCAUCCCAAUAUGGCCACACUAUUAGGAAUGAUUGCUACCGAUGCUGCAAUUGCACCAGCACUUCUCCCAACACUUUUGACAAAUGCUGUCAACAAAUCCUUCAACAGCAUCUCCAUUGACGGAGACACCUCGACAAACGAUACUGUUGCGGUCUUGGCCAAUGGUGCUGCUGGAGGAAAAGAAAUUACUUCCGAGUCAUCUGAAGACUAUGCUGUCUUCCAAAAGACCUUGACAGAGUUUUCCACCGAUCUUGCCAAACUUGUUGUUAGGGAUGGUGAAGGAGCAACAAAAUUCGUGACAAUUCGUGUGACUGAGGCGCCUUCCGAGGUUGGAGCACGCAAGAUCGCUAGCACAAUUGCAAGGUCUCCCUUGGUCAAGACGGCAUUGUACGGGAAGGACGCCAAUUGGGGUCGUAUCCUGUGUGCUACUGGUUACUCGCAGAUUUCCGAGCCGGGCCAGGCCAUCAAUGAGGUCCCUGACAUUAUACCAGAAAAGACAAGCGUCUCUUUCAUCCCAAGUGAUGGUUCUCCUGAGCUGAAGCUAUUGGUGAAUGGUGAGCCCGAGACGGUGGAUGAGGUGAGAGCAGCUGAGAUCUUAGAGCAUGAAGACUUGGAGAUCCUGGUUAGAUUAGGCGGUGGGGAGCAGGAGGCUGUUUACUGGACUUGUGACUACAGUCACGAAUAUAUCACGAUUAAUGGGGACUAUCGAACAUAA
Messenger RNA from Hyaloscypha bicolor E, 1356 nucleotides. Its product is annotated as Arginine biosynthesis bifunctional protein ArgJ 1 beta chain. Gene Ontology annotation, molecular function: L-glutamate N-acetyltransferase activity, acting on acetyl-L-ornithine as donor; L-glutamate N-acetyltransferase activity, acting on acetyl-CoA as donor. The transcript has 3 exons. NCBI's taxonomy places the organism in Eukaryota, Fungi, Ascomycota, Leotiomycetes, Helotiales, Hyaloscyphaceae. The record is from RefSeq and is a predicted model, not a curated record. The coding region runs from base 1 to 1356 and encodes 451 amino acids. Gene Ontology annotation, cellular component: mitochondrial matrix. Gene Ontology annotation, biological process: L-arginine biosynthetic process; L-ornithine biosynthetic process.